Molecule: messenger RNA, 2095 nt
Organism: Ostrea edulis (European flat oyster)
Lineage: Eukaryota; Metazoa; Mollusca; Bivalvia; Ostreida; Ostreidae
Product: innexin unc-9-like
Exons: 1
Coding region: 759-1982 (407 amino acids)
Cellular component (GO): plasma membrane; gap junction
Molecular function (GO): gap junction channel activity
Source: RefSeq, a predicted model, not a curated record
UAUCGGCCGCCUUGUGCUCUAGUCACGUAUGUUUUUAAAGCGUUUUAAACAUGUUAAACUUGUGAUGGUUUCUUCGUCAGCUUGGUGUUAAUUUCUAUUGAUACUGUGUAUGAUUUUCUAUAUGCACUCUCUCGGGACAUUAAAUGUAGCUGGUCAGGUAUUACAUGGUCUAUAAAAGAUUUAUAAUAUACUUCCCAUCAAAAUGUUUAAAUUGGUAGACCACGUGAUUAACUCAGGUGUGUGUUUUGGUUUGCCGCACCUGAAGCGGAGAACCCGAGUUUCUCGUGUAAAUACGUAGUAAAUGAUCUCUUAUGCAUUAUUGCUUUUCCUACAGAAGAAAAACAUUUAAUUCCAAAAAUGGAAAGUUUUAAAUAGUUGUAUAUGUAUUAUUCAUAGCCAGUGGACUUAUAAUUGGAGUAUUGUGUAUAAUGCAAGUAAUUUGUUGGUGUUCAAAUUUUACACCUAUUGUUUGAGACGACUCAAUGCAUCAAUGAAACUGGGACAUGGUCGUAUAUUUCAAAGAUUAUUUUUCAAAGAUUACAUUUCUUUGGAUAUCGUUAAAUCUAAGUAUCCCAUUGUGAAUUACUGAAAAGGAAACAAUCGCAAAAAAAAAAAAAAAAACCCAACAAAAAACCCCAACCCAAAAACCGAAACUACGCUUUUUAAAUACGAAUAAUAUUAUACCCCAAUUUAAAAGGAAAAUUUCCGGGUUUCUCAGAAUAUUAUUUUUAUCACACUGUCAUGUAAAUACCCGUUUAAUGAAAAGAAAAAUGGAGGGGGACGAUGAAGUGAACGUCGAAGCAGCAGGUGGACAUAAAUUUACGUUCUUCAAAAAAGUGACGGAGCUGGAACAUGGAGUGGAGGUGGACAAGACGUAUCUGAUCUCCGUCGAUCUGUUCGGAAAUAAAGACGACGACUGGGUGGACCGUCUGAACCAUGUCAUUACGUUGGUUUUCAUCGGGGCGUUUACAUUCUAUGUGGCUUUUUUGCAGUUCGUCAAAACAACGCCCCCUAUCGACUGUUGGUGUCCGGCGGAAUUUACCGACACUCACGUGGAGUACGUUCAAAACUACUGCUGGAUUUCUAAUACGUAUUACGUUCCGCCGUUAGAGGCGUUAUCGCAGAACGAAACAAUACGACGGCGUUUUGUUGUGAAGUAUUACCAAUGGGGGCCCGUUGUAUUGUUUUUAAUGGGAUUCAUGUUCAAACUUCCAAAUAUCAUAUGGAGAUUGGCAAACGUCUAUUCCGGAGUUAAUCUGGGGUUUCUUGCACGCAAAGCCUCAGAUUCUCAGGCCAUGGAUUGGGAUGUAGCCAUUGGCAACAUGGCUUAUGACCUUGAUCACUGGCUCCAACUUUAUCGACCUUAUAGUAGAAACAUUUUUGCUAAGAUAAAGAACCUGGUUUGUGCAAAAAGAAGCGGAAGCUACCUCACGGCUCUAUACAUGUUUAUCAAAUGUUUAUAUUGCGUAAAUGUGAUUGGACAAUUUCUUAUCCUAGAUGCAAUUCUGGGACAAAAUUUCUUCCUUUCUUUAGGAGUAGAUUUCUUCAGUCGGCGUUCUUCCGAAAUCAACCAGCUUGGAUUGGUGGAAUUUCCUCGAGUGACCAUGUGUGAUUUUAAGCUAAGACAGAUGUCCAACACUCAGGACUGGACAGUGCAGUGCGUGCUUCCCCUGAACAUGUUCUACGAGGCUAUUUUCUUUUCUCUUUGGUACUGGUAUGCUUUCGUUGCCUUGGUUAACUUUGCCAAUUUGCUUCUUUGGAUUUGGCGAGUUAUAUUCCCGAUCAACAAGAGAGUGUUUAUUGAAAAGUUAUUGGGGAAAAGACAAGAGAGUGACCGAAAGGAUUUCCAACAUUUUGUUUCAAAUUACUUGCGACAUGACGGUGUAUUUGUGAUUCGUAUGGUUCAGAGAAACACAAGUGACGUUUUUGUGUCUUAUUUGUUAAAAAAAUUGUGGGAACGUUUUAACAACAAUAACAAAUAAUUUCAAGUUUAUAAGGAAUUCUUUAAUAUCUUGAUAUCUUGUUGCUACUUGUAUAAUGUAAAUCCGUAUAUGAAAUGUAUUUCAAUAAUUACAUUUACACGUGCUUUUCUCAA